CGACGAUGAUAUUCACCUCCGCGAGGCUUAAGCCCUAAAAAUCCCCAACUUACUCUUUUCUCCACUCUCUGAGCCUUCUUCGUUCUUUGUAUGUCGCGUUGAUUCUCACACUUCUCUCGAGCAACGAGCUUUCGCGUGAGAGUAAUGACGAAGGUCUAUGGAACCGGAACGUACGACUUCAAGCGCCACAGAGUGGCUGAGUAUCCACUGGAGUUACCUAACCAUCCCGCUGAGAAGCCACUAGAGGCAAAGCCUGGAUCUAAUUUGCCGAGCUCCAUCACUUUAUCUGAGAUUCAGCAAGAUAGGUUGACGAAGAUUGCUGUGGAGAGCUGGAUUAAGACUGGCGGCAAGCUGCCUGAGAAACCGUUCGAUCCGGAGGUUGUGAAGGAGAUUUAUGCGACGGAGCUUAAGGUAAUUAGUGGUCGUAAACCUGUUCCACUUCAGCGAGUUAUGAUUCUGGAAGUGAGUCAGUACUUGGAGAACUAUCUAUGGCCUAAUUUUGAUCCCGAGACGGCUACGUUUGAGCAUGUUAUGUCUAUGAUUCUUAUGAUUAACGAGAAGUUCCGGGAGAAUGUAGCAGCUUGGAUUUGCUUUCAUGAUCGAGACGAUCUGUUUAAGAAGUUUCUUCAGAAGGUUCUUCGUCUUAAAGAGGGAAGAGAUUUGACUAUUGCUGAGAAGACAAAUUAUUUGGUCUUCAUGAUUAAUGCUUUCCAGAGUUUGGAAGACGCGGUGGUUAAUGAGAUUGUUCUAAGUGUAGCAGGAUUACAAUCUUGGCACAGUUUGUCUUAUGGACGUUUCCAGAUGGAGCUCUGCCUUCAGCCUGAUUUAAUAAAAAAGUGGAAGAGAUCAUCAAAGAAAUGGGCAGCUGAAGCAAAGUCAAAGGGAGAGAAAUUUGAUCUAUCCUCAUCACCUGAAGCAAAUUUUGUUCGAGGCCUAAUAGAAGAAUUCGUUGAGGUGCUUGAUCACGGGGUUUUUGCGGAUGAAGUUGAUGAUACCGCUGGAUCUCAAUUGGUAGAUGAUUCUUCUGUCUUGUAUUGUGAGAGAUUCAUGGAAUUUCUCAUUGACAUGCUGAACCAACUACCAACAAGAAGAUACCUAAGACCUCUUGUGGCAGAUAUAGCUGUUGUUGCAAAAUGCCGACUGAGUGCACUAUACAAACAUGAGAAGGGGAAGCUUUUCGCCCAAUUAGUUGACUUGCUACAAUUCUAUGAAAAGUUUGAGAUAAAGGACCAUGAUGGGACACAAUUAACUGAUGAUGAAGCACUUCAAUUUCAUUACGAUCGUUUUAUGGCAUUUCAGCUACUUGCCUUCAAGAAAAUACCUAAGUUGCGGGAUCUGUCUUUGGCUAACAUUGGUUCUGUUCACAAGAGUUCUGAUCUUCGGAGGAGAUUGUCAGUGCUUUCUCUUGAAGAUUUAAGGGAUGUUGUCUGCUCAAAGGUAUAUAUCUGGAAAACUUAUUCUUGGAGGUUCACAAGUGAAUCUUUUUUAUCUUAGCGCCUCCGUGGGGAU
Molecule: messenger RNA, 1509 nt
Organism: Camelina sativa (false flax)
Lineage: Eukaryota; Viridiplantae; Streptophyta; Magnoliopsida; Brassicales; Brassicaceae
Source: RefSeq, a predicted model, not a curated record